AUGCACAAUUCUUACAGUUCUUCUUUUGAUAAUGAAUCCAAUAAUUUAGAAUUAGUGAAACGGCAGUAGAUUUCAUAAUCUUAAUUGCCAAAAUUAAUGUAAACGCCAUCAGAUUUGAAACCGCCAACAAUAAAUUCAUCAUUUAUUAACUGCCCUUCUCCUUUCACAGAACCAUUAAGAUCAUUUAUUUCUUAUAAAGAAAGUGGAUUAAAUCAUUUUGAUUAGAGUAGAAAAGCAAAGACAUUGAAUGUGAAUUCUGAAGGAGGUGAUAGUAGAAAUAUUGAUGAAUCUGGUACUAGAAGAUUAAAGAAAAGUUAAUUUAAUUAAGGAAUGCGACCUUAACGUAAAUAGCCACUUUAUUCUGAAUUAAAUUAAACAGAAUCUGUAAGUAGAAAUUUAUUUGAUAAAAAGUUUGUAAAACAAUUUGGUAAAACUCUUCUUUAAAAAGCUUAUAUAUAUCGUGAUAAUUAUUUUAAUGGAUAUUAAAAAUAAAUAUUGAUAGAAAAUUAUUUAGAAAAUAAUAUUCAUUAUACAAUUUAAGAUGAGAAGAAUAGAGAAUAAUUUGAUCCAAUAUAUUAUUUAUUUUGGGACAUGAUUGUAAUAAUUUGUAUUUUGAUGUUAAGUAUUUGGUUACCAAUUAAGAUAAGUUUUAAUUAGAAAACCAAUAUUGGUUUAGAAAUAAUAGCAAACUUAAUAAUCGUAUUAGAUUUAGGAUUAAAUUAUUUUAAGCCUUAUAUAUCUGAAGGUAGUUUUGUAAGAUUUCAUAUAAAAUAUAAAUUAUAAUUGAUAAAACGUUAAAUUAUAAUUGAUAUAUUUUAUUUGAUUUCUUCGAUUUUAUUACUGUUUAUUUUUAAGAAUUCAAUAUUAGUAUGGGUAAUGUUACUGUUUGAAAUUGGUUGUGGAGUAUAGAAAUUAAAUUUUUUGAUGUGUCGUAUAAAUGAUUUUAUACCAUUUGAAAUUGGUUAUUAUAAGAUAUUCAUGAUAGUAUUAUAUGUGAUUCAUGUAUUUUCAUGCUUGUGGCAUUUCAUAGGAGUUGAUGAAUAGGAUUCUUGGAUGAUGGCAUUAAAUAUUGAAGAAGAAGAUUAAUGGACAAAAUAUUGUUAUGCAAUCUAUUUAAAUACAAGUUUAUUAUUACAUAUGGGAUCUGGAUUUAUACAUAUAAAAACAAAUAUAGAAUUAAUAUAUUCAACAAUAAUGAUGUUUAUAUCUUGUUGGUUAAUUGCAUUUAUUAUAAAACAUAUUGGUUUUAUGAUGAAACAAUAAUACUAAAAUUAUAGUAGGAGUAUUUUAUAGAUUGAAUUAAUUAAUAACUUUUUAUCUAAAAGAGGAAUAUCAUUUUAAAUGUCUGCUAGAAUUAGAAAUUAUAUUAGAUUCAUCUAAUAAUAGGAUAAUAAAGAUGAUUAGGUAAUAUUAUUAUAUACAUUUAGAUAAUUAGAUGUAAAUUCUUAUGUAAUAACUAUCACCUACUUUAAAAGAAGAAAUUCUACUUUAAAUGAGAAUAAAAGCAUUAUUUACUUGUAAACCUUUGUUCAAUUUCUCAAAAGAUACAUUAGAACAUCUUACUCAAAUAAUGGAGUAUGUUAAAUUUAAUCCAAAUGAAUUAAUAAUAUAAAAACAUAAACCAGAUGAUUGUUCUUUGUAUAUAAUAGAUUCAGGAGAUAUUUCGAUUAUGGAUUAAAAUAAAAUUUUAUAAUCAUUGAGCAAUGGAGAUUCUUUUGGUGAAUAUUCAUUCUUUUCAGGUGAUUAAAGAUAGGCAUCGGCUAUAGCAAAAGGUUUUGUUCAAUUAUAUAAGAUUGAAUAAUCUAAGUUUGUUUCAUUAAUUUAAAAAAAUAAAAUUGAUCAUGAAAGGUAUGUUUAUAUUAGACAUUCACUUUUAAAUUAAUAAUUUAGUAUAAUUAACAUGUUUUGUUACUCUUGUAGAAGUACUGAUCAUCUAAUUUCUAAAUGUCCUAUUUGGAAAUAUACACCUGAUCUUGAAAAAGUAUACAAAUAAGAUAAUUAUAAUUAAUAAUAUAGAGCUAAUUUCUCUAGAUCUCUCAAAAAAGAUAGAAAGGAAUUUAAUAGAAUAUUCUCAAGGUUAAUUGUAAAAUUAUUAUUUUAAUAUUUUCAAUAGUAAAAUUAUGAUGCCCUUAAAAUAUUUAGAUUAAAAUAUGAUAUUAUUUAUGACGAUGAAGAUGAUGAUGAUACUGCUGAAAUUCAUGAUGAUGAACUUGAAUCUUGUUCUGAACUUACUGAUGAUUAUUAAAGUGAUGAAGGGUUUUCUGAUAAUAGAAUUAUUGAUAAAUAAGAUGGGUAAUUUAUUUAUAUUUUAUUUAUAGAACUAUUGUUAGUAUUCUAAAAUAAUAAGAUUAAAUUAAAGAAAACUCUAAGGUUUUAUAAGAAAUAGAUGAUGAAAAUGAUUAAAUGUUUAUCAUUAGACCAAAUAAUCAAAAAGGAACAUUAAGCACUGCUUAAUUUUAAUAUCAAACAGAUUUCUAAUAACAGCAAUAAUAAUUAUAUAAGUUUUCGUUAGUACCUUAAGAGCCAUAAAAAAUAAAAAGAACUUCAACACCAUAAGAUCCAUAACAACCAUAAUAGUUUAUAUAAACAGUAACAUCUUCUUAAUUAAUUGCAAAUGAAGUACCAAUUCCAUCUGUUAAACGUAUUAAGAAUACUCCUCAUAUUACAUUUAAAGGAGAUACUGAUAGUUAAUAAAGUCAACAAUAAUCACAAAGAUUAAGAAAUAAUUCCAAAAUGAAAGUUUAAAAUAGUGUUGUAGAUAAAAUGAAGAAAAAUCUAUCAAGAAUAAGGGAAGAAGACUCUGAUACUUUAAAUUUAUCUAAUAGGCAAUAAUCUGAAGAAUAAACUAGUUCACCAUAUGGAAGAUAAUUAGGUAGGUAAAGUUAAAGUUCUACAUAAGUUAGAUAAUCAAUGAAAAGAUUUUCAUCAAAAUUAUCAACAAUUCCUAUUAGAUAAGGUACAAUAACUUAAUUAAAAUCUACAGUUAGUCCACUAAUAAGAUCUAAUAUUCAUAUUCCAACAGGAGUAGGUAUGGUUGAUUUAAGUAUGUACAAAAGACCAGAUCCAUAAUAUGAGGAGUUUGAAAGAAUGUACUAAUACAAUUUAUAUUAUCCUAUUGAUAACUACUAAAAUGUUAUAAAUAGAUUAAACUCAUUUUUAAAAUGGAGACUAUCUAAAUUUAUACCAUCUAAAUAUACAUUUAAAUUUAAAGUUAAAAGAAUAAUCAACAAGUUCUUUAAACCUAUCAAGGUAGAACUCAAUUCAUAUUGA
Paramecium sonneborni is the source of this 3270-nucleotide messenger RNA. The record is from the annotation of a GenBank genome assembly. Lineage: Eukaryota; Ciliophora; Oligohymenophorea; Peniculida; Parameciidae.